CUCUUGAGUCCCUCGCUCAUCCCCCAUUAUCCAGAAAGCAGCUAAAGAGCCUGGACAAGAUGUCUGAUGAGGAGGAGGUGACUUAUGAAGAGGAGGAGGAGGAAGAAUAUGUUGAAGAAGAAGCAGAAGAGGAAGUGGUGGUCCCUGAGCCACCAAAACCUGCCCCUCCUGCAGCUGCUCCACCUCUUAUCCGCCGGCGCUCCUCAGCUAAUUAUCGGUCCUAUGCCACAGAACCUCAGGUUAAGAGAAAACCCAAGAUUUCCGCAUCACGGAAGCUCCAGCUGAAGAGUCUGAUGCUGCAGAUUGCUAAGGCAGAAAUGGAACGCGAGGAAGAGGAGAGAGCUCGGGAGAAAGAGAGAUACCUUGAAGAACACUGUGAGCCUCUACAACUGUCCGGCUUGUCCCUAUCUGAACUGCAGGACCUGUGUCGGGAGCUUCACGCAAGAAUUGAUGUCGUGGAUGAAGAAAGAUACGACAUGGAGGCUAAAGUGAACAAAAACAUCUCUGAGAUUGAAGACUUGAAUUUAAAGAUCUUUGACCUCCGUGGCAAGUUUAAAAAGCCAAACCUCAGGAGGGUGCGCCUUUCUGCCGAUGCCAUGAUGCGGGCGCUGUUGGGCACCAAGCACAAAGUCUCUAUGGACCUACGGGCUAAUCUCAAGCAGGUCAAGCAAACCAAAAAGGAUGACGCAGACAAGGAUAUAAGAGAAGUAGGAGACUGGAGAAAGAACGUUGAUGCCCUGAGUGGUAUGGAGGGCAGGAAGAAGAAGUUUGAAUCCACUGGAGCUGUCCCAGUUUAAGAGAGAUUUCAAAUGGAAGUCACUUCUGGACUGAAACUGGACAAUUCUUCUACGUUUGUGUACCAAGGCUGUUACUCAGCAAUGGCCAGAGCUGGGACCCUAAUAAAGCAUCCUGUCAGAGAAUAUCAUGGCUGCCUGUAUCUGUUGUUUGAAUCCUCAUUCUUCUACCCAAAUAUGUAACUACUGGCAGAGUGAAUUAUUUCUGUUUCUUGCAGCACAGCUAAUUAUUUCUUGCCACUGUUCUGUGACGAAGCAACUCAUUAAAUGAUAUAUUGUAGUUAUCA
Messenger RNA from Xenopus tropicalis (tropical clawed frog), 1081 nucleotides. It is a transcript of the gene tnni3, whose product is annotated as troponin I3, cardiac type. The record is from RefSeq and is marked provisional. Lineage: Eukaryota; Metazoa; Chordata; Amphibia; Anura; Pipidae. Gene Ontology annotation, cellular component: troponin complex.